AUGAUUCCAAUUUUCUUCCUGGCCACUCUUUGCUUGGAGGUGGUCUCAGCUGCUCCAACACACGAUCCCAAUUUCGAUGCUGUAUGGCAGGAAUGGAAGACAAAACAUGGGAAAACAUACCAUAUGAGUGAAGAAGGACAGAAGAGAGCGGUGUGGGAGAACAACAUGAAAAUGAUUGAGCUGCACAAUCAGGACUAUCUUCAGGGGAAGCAUGGCUUCAGCCUGGAGAUGAAUGCCUUUGGGGAUCUGACCAAUAUAGAAUUCAGGGAAUUGAUGACUGGCUUUCAAAGCAUGGAACCCAAUGAGGAGAACCUUUUCCAGGAGCCUUUGCUGGGAGAUGUCCCAAAGUCUGUGGAUUGGAGAGAUCAUGGCUAUGUGACUCCUGUGAAGAAUCAGGGUCGUUGUGGUGCUUGCUGGGCUUUUAGUGCAGUUGGUUCCCUAGAAGGACAGAUGUUCCGUAAAACAGGCAAACUGGUCUCUCUGAGUGAACAGAACCUAGUGGACUGCUCCUGGUCAUAUGGCAACCAAGGCUGUAAUGGUGGCUUGAUGAACCUCGCCUUCCAGUAUGUGAUUGAAAACAAAGGCCUUGACACAAUGGUCUCCUAUCCAUAUGAAGCACAGAAUGGACCCUGCAGAUACGAUCCUGAAUAUUCUGCAGCUAAUGUCACAAACUAUGUAAAAAUCCCAUUGAGUGAGGAUGCUCUGAUGACGGCCGUGGCCACUGUGGGCCCCAUCGCCGUUGGAAUUAAUAGUCAACACCAUUCCUUCAGGUUCUAUAAAGGCGGCAUGUAUUAUGAGCCAAACUGCAGCAGCACUAGUCUGGAUCAUGCUGUCCUGGUGGUUGGCUACGGUGAAGAAUCAGAUGGCAGGAAAUACUGGCUGGUCAAGAACAGCUGGGGUGAAAACUGGGGCCUGAAUGGCUAUAUAAAGAUGGCCAAAGACCGGGACAACAACUGUGGAAUUGCUACCUUUGCUGUCUAUCCCAUCGUGUGA
Psammomys obesus (fat sand rat) is the source of this 993-nucleotide messenger RNA. Its product is annotated as procathepsin L-like. The record is from RefSeq and is a predicted model, not a curated record. Gene Ontology annotation, biological process: immune response. The transcript is spliced from 7 exons. NCBI's taxonomy places the organism in Eukaryota, Metazoa, Chordata, Mammalia, Rodentia, Muridae. Gene Ontology annotation, molecular function: cysteine-type endopeptidase activity. Bases 1 to 993 code for a protein of 330 amino acids. Gene Ontology annotation, cellular component: lysosome.